Molecule: messenger RNA, 2760 nt
Organism: Penicillium longicatenatum
Lineage: Eukaryota; Fungi; Ascomycota; Eurotiomycetes; Eurotiales; Aspergillaceae
Gene: chsC
Product: chitin synthase C
Exons: 5
Coding region: 1-2760 (919 amino acids)
Cellular component (GO): cell septum; cell periphery
Molecular function (GO): chitin synthase activity
Source: RefSeq, a predicted model, not a curated record
AUGUCACACCUUCCGACUUCCCCAAGGGGGUCCCCCAAUCAUUCGCCGCACUCUCCACAGCAAAGCGAGAGCAGCCUGUAUUCGCAUAACCUCGGUCACGAUGCGAGUGCAACCGAUCAGUACGGGGUUCAGCAUGGCUACGGCUAUGAAGAAAAGAAUGAACAAGCAGAGAGCCAGCAAUCCCUUCUGUACCGCAACCAACCGAGUCCCUUCAAUGCGCCCUUUGACGACCCGUAUGCCUCCUCCGACUCUCUGCGACGCUACACCCUCCAUGACGGUCCCGGCGUGACGGUCUUUCCCGACAGUUCCUACCAGGAAGGAGGCUCAACAACUGGCCUGAACCGCCGCUCAGGGAUUCAAUCCCCCAUGUCUGCCACCUCCGAGACCCCCUCGGAAGCCUGGCAACAACGGCAGGCCCCUGGCUCGGGUCUCCGGCGUUACGCUACCCGAAAGAUCAAACUUGUGCAGGGCUCCGUGCUGAGCGUGGACUACCCCGUGCCGAGUGCGAUUCAAAAUGCGAUUCAGAAAGAGUACCGGGAGUCUGAAGAGGGAUUCCCCGAAGAGUUCUCGCAUCUGCGAUACACGGCUGCAACGUGUGAUCCUGACGAGUUCACUCUGCGAAAUGGAUACAAUCUUCGACCCGCCAUGUACAACCGACACACGGAAUUGCUCAUAGCCAUCACCUACUACAACGAAGAUAAGGUUCUAACGGCGCGCACCCUGCAUGGUGUCAUGCAGAAUAUCCGUGACAUUGUCACGCUGAAGAAGUCGGAAUUCUGGAACAAGGGUGGCCCGGCCUGGCAGAAGAUCGUCGUGACACUGGUAUUCGACGGUAUCGAUCCUUGCGACAAAAACACCCUGGAUUUACUGGCCACAGUUGGUAUCUACCAGGAUGGCAUCAUGAAGCGAUCCGUUGACGGACGUGAAACAGUUGCCCAUAUUUUUGAAUAUACCACUCAGCUCUCCGUCACCUCGAGCCAGCAAUUGAUCCGUCCCCAAGGCAACGAAUCCACCAACCUCCCUCCGGUUCAAAUGAUUUUCUGCUUGAAGCAAAAGAACAGCAAAAAAAUUAACUCUCACCGUUGGCUGUUUAACGGCUUUAGUCGUAUCCUUAACCCCGAGGUAGUGAUUCUUUUGGACGCUGGUACUAAGCCUGGCAAAAAGUCACUUCUAGCUCUAUGGGAAUCGUUCUAUAAUGACAAAAAUCUGGGUGGAUCAUGUGGUGAGAUUCACGCCAUGUUGGGUAAAGGCUGGAGGAACUUGUUGAAUCCUUUGGUCGCGGCACAGAAUUUCGAGUACAAGAUCUCCAAUAUUCUGGAUAAACCGCUGGAGAGUUCCUUUGGAUACGUCUCUGUGCUGCCAGGUGCCUUCUCGGCUUACCGUUAUCGUGCUAUUAUGGGUCGUCCUCUUGAGCAGUACUUCCAUGGUGACCACACUCUUUCAAAGCAGCUUGGUAAGAAGGGUAUUGAGGGCAUGAAUAUCUUCAAGAAAAACAUGUUCCUUGCUGAGGAUCGUAUCCUCUGUUUUGAACUCGUUGCCAAGGCUGGUUUCAAGUGGCACUUGACCUAUGUCAAGGCUUCCAAGGGUGAGACUGAUGUGCCGGAGGGUACUGCCGAAUUCAUCAGUCAGCGUCGUCGUUGGUUGAACGGCUCGUUCGCUGCCAGUCUUUAUGCGCUCAUGCAUUUCAGUCGGAUGUACCAGAGUGGACAUAACAUCAUUCGUCUGUUCUUCCUGCACAUCCAAAUGAUCUACAACUUUGUUGGUCUCGUCAUGACUUGGUUCUCUCUCGCUUCGUUCUGGUUGACUACCUCCGUUAUUAUGGAUCUUGUCGGUACUCCCAGUGAGGGAAACAAGUACAAGGGAUGGCCCUUUGGUAACGAGGCCUCGCCCAUUGUCAACAACUUCUUGAAAUAUGGAUAUGUUUUCUUCUUGAUGCUCCAGUUUAUUCUGGCGCUCGGUAAUCGGCCUAAAGGUUCUACCCUCUUCUACACCCUCUCCUUCAUGUACUUCUCCCUUGUCCAGGCGUAUACCAUGGUCAGCUCAUUCUACCUGGUUGCGAAUGCCUUCAUGGGCGGUACUAUGGAUUUCGAUAUGAGCCAAGGCGUUGGUCACUUCCUUUCGACCUUCUUCAGUUCUUCCGGUGCCGGUAUUGUCCUGAUUGCCUUGGUGUCAACCUAUGGUGUUUACUUCCUUGCCAGUUUCUUGUACAUGGACCCUUGGCACAUGUUCACCUCUUCGUGGGCCUACUUCAUGGGCAUGACUUGCUCGAUCAACAUUCUCAUGGUUUACGCCUUCUGUAACUGGCACGACGUUUCUUGGGGUACCAAGGGAUCCGACAAGAGCGAGGCAUUACCCGAGGCGCAAACUAAAAAGGAGAAAGAAGAUGACAAGUCCAACUUCAUUGAAGAAGUGGACAAACCCCAGGCCGAUAUCGACAGUCAAUUCGAAUCCACUGUGAAGCGUGCGCUGGCGCCGUACGUCAUGCCGGAAGAGGAGAACGAAAAGAGUAUGGAUGACUCGUACAAGGCUUUCCGAACCAACCUCGUCUUGUUGUGGAUCUUCAGCAACUUGAUCGUUGUGCUUCUCAUCACGGCGACCGGUGUCAAGCGGUUCUGUCUGACGAACACCUCGACGGUGCGAACGGCGAACUACUUCUCCGUCAUCCUGUGGAUUACGGCGGCCUUGUCGCUCUUCCGUUUCCUUGGAGCGCUUUGGUUCCUGGGCAAGUCGGGUAUUCUGUGCUGUGUCUCGCGUCGUUAA